AUCAAAACGACCGGUUCGAUUGGAGGCUUAGAAACAUCUCUCUCUCUCUCUCUCUCUCUCUAUCUCUUCGCCUGAACAUUACGUGCUCUGCUCCGACCACCGCCCGUCGUUCCAUCUGCCCGGAAGCUGCAUCGCCGCCGCCCCCAACCCGCGAGGCCGACCGCUUCGAAUCGGCAACCGGGGAGCCCCACGUUCGCCAUGGGAUCCGCCGCCCGCGGAAGCGGAGGGGCCCUUCUCCGAGGCCUCUGUAGGGCAAUCACGCGCCGGGGCUCGGUCCACGCGACCUCCAGCUUCGACGGAGCCUUCCUCGGAGAGCGGAUUCACCAAGCGAAGCAAGACAUGUCUCGGUCAUCAUCAAUGUCAUUGAUGAAGCGUAUGAAUCCGUUUUUUGCUGGCCGAAUUCAAGAGAACCAUAGGCUUUUGAGCUCUUCCUCUGCUUCUGCACUUCAUGAAGUUUCUUCCUCUCCAUCACCAUCUGUGGAUGAUGUACAUAUGACAGAUGCUUGCAUCCAGAGAAUGAAAGAACUGCAGGCUGCUGAAGGUUCGCUUAAAGAAAAAAUGCUUCGCUUGAGUGUAGAAACUGGUGGAUGUUCGGGAUUUCAAUAUGUUUUUGAUUUGGAUGAAAAAGCCAAUUCAGAUGACAGGGUUUUCGAGAAAGAUGGAGUUAAACUUGUCAUAGACAAUAUUUCAUAUGAUUUUGUGAAAGGGGCAACUGUUGAUUAUGUUGAAGAGCUUAUCCGUGCUGCUUUCCAGGUGACUGCAAACCCAAGUGCAGUGGGAGGGUGUAGCUGCAAAAGUUCUUUCAUGGUAAAGCAGUAGUCCUCCAAUUCGCUCUCUUUCCGAUCGUCAAGCUGCUUACCAGUGAUGUAGUCAUCUUCUGAGAAACACUUCAUUCUUUGAUUGCUAUUCCUGGCAAUAAAAACAUGGAGCCAUGGUGUAAUCCAUUGUAAAAGAAAAUAGCCAUUCCAUUUUUUUUCUGGAAAUAAAAGGCACGCUGAUUUGUGAACUGAUGAUGAUGCUUAUAUCUGUAACACCUGACCAGCAUUUUGGACUCGUAGCAAUUGUUGGGAUCAUGAACGAUGAUUCUUCCCAUAUAUCUCAUGGUUGCGCA
Eucalyptus grandis is the source of this 1111-nucleotide messenger RNA. RefSeq names its product iron-sulfur assembly protein IscA-like 2, mitochondrial. The transcript has 5 exons. Gene Ontology annotation, molecular function: 4 iron, 4 sulfur cluster binding; 2 iron, 2 sulfur cluster binding; iron ion binding. The coding region runs from base 199 to 819 and encodes 206 amino acids. Gene Ontology annotation, biological process: iron-sulfur cluster assembly. Lineage: Eukaryota; Viridiplantae; Streptophyta; Magnoliopsida; Myrtales; Myrtaceae. Gene Ontology annotation, cellular component: mitochondrion. The record is from RefSeq and is a predicted model, not a curated record.